AUGAGUAAUUUAAUGCUGCAAUUAGUCUUCGCGAUACUUCUUGUGUCCAGAACAAGGUCUCAAGUUUCCAAUAAUGUUACUUUCAAGCUAGCUCCAAUUGCGUCAGCAUCACCACAAUCUACUACAUUUACCCUUGUGAACAACAACAACUGCAACGUCACGGUGGUCACGCAGAUUUACGAGCUAUACGCGAAAAACAGAUUGGUCUUUCAGACCUGUGUGUCCGACGGACAGUACACGGUCUUUCCAUAUACCGGCAUUCUUCCGACACCCCAGCAAAUAAAAAGCAUGUCUGGAUCGCUCGCAUGCCGUGCAGUCUUUAUGUCCCUUUUACUUUGUGGAAUUCCAGAAUGUGUGAUAUCAAAUUUGUCCGUUCGUGCAGCUGUGGAGACUUUGCUCAAAAUUGGGACAGAUAUGGAUAUUUACCCCGACGCUAGUAAUGUAGUUCCGUUCACCGAUCGAUUUGUUGAAAUGGUGCGUUGGCGUCGCGAUGUGAAUUUAGCUCAAGCUGCACAUCUUCCCUGCGAUUCCGGUUCGAAACUGUAUGCUGAAUACGCUAGUAAUUUAUUUUCGAUUACUACCAGUGGAUUGUACCGCUUGACGUCGGAUAAAGAAAUUCAAUUUCGCUUGACAAUUAAUGAAGAAUUUAGUCAAGAUCUGAUCAUCGCGAAGCCAAGUGUGCUUGAACUUCAGGGUUCCGGCAGUGGCAUUAUGGUCGUGGUUGUAUCACCUACAGAAGGAUCACAGGGUUCUUCAUCAACAACAAUAGAUGUUGCAGUAUCAGAUGUUGAACCAAAAGCAAUCUCUAAGGAAAGCUUAAUUUCUCCGGUGAUCGAGAUAUCUGAUGCGAUAUCAAGAGACGCUACAGCUCGAAUGUUUUUAAGCCGCUCUAUUGUAGUGAUGAUUUGGACUUUUUUCAUGUUGAUAUGA
Plasmopara halstedii is the source of this 930-nucleotide messenger RNA. RefSeq lists its product as hypothetical. The transcript has a single exon. Bases 1 to 930 code for a protein of 309 amino acids. Lineage: Eukaryota; Oomycota; Peronosporomycetes; Peronosporales; Peronosporaceae. The record is from RefSeq and is a predicted model, not a curated record. Gene Ontology annotation, cellular component: extracellular region.